Eurytemora carolleeae is the source of this 767-nucleotide messenger RNA. RefSeq names its product glutathione S-transferase 1. Gene Ontology annotation, molecular function: glutathione transferase activity. NCBI's taxonomy places the organism in Eukaryota, Metazoa, Arthropoda, Copepoda, Calanoida, Temoridae. The transcript has 3 exons. Gene Ontology annotation, biological process: glutathione metabolic process. The coding region runs from base 41 to 646 and encodes 201 amino acids. The record is from RefSeq and is a predicted model, not a curated record.
AUUGUUCACUUUAUUGAAGAAGAGCGAAGAUAUUAAUAAAAUGGCUGAUAUCAAACUAACCUACUUCAACGCUCAGGGAAUGGCAGAGAUUUCUAGGCUAAUAUUAGCUUGCGCCAAUCAAAAGUUCACAGAUGAGAGAAUGGAGCGCGAGGAUUGGCCAGCUGUAAAACCUACAGUUCCAUACGGACAGAUUCCUAUUCUUCUCUACAAUGGGGUCGUAAUAUCACAGAGUAUUACGAUUGCAAGGUUCCUAGCUAAUGAGUUUGGUUUGGCUGGGAAAAACAAUCUUGAGAAAGCUGAAGCUGAUGAGAUUGUUGAUGCUCUUAUGGAUAUUCAGAAUGCUAGAUACGGAGUCUUUUUUAACAAGGACCCUGAGCAGAAGGAUCAACUUCUUGAGGAAUUCAAAGUAAAGGCUAAUACAAUUCUUACCCAUCUGGAAUCUCGUCUAAAGUCACGUGGUGGACAAUAUUUUGCUGGAAAUCAGCUGACUUGGGCAGAUCUACAGCUGUUCAAUAUUCUAGAUGCCCUGAAGGUUCUUAUACCAGCACCAGUAGAAGAUCUGCCCCUGCUUAAAGACCUGGAGGAUAGGGUUGCAGAUAUUCCUAAUGUAAAGAAAUGGAUAGAAACUAGACCCAAGCAACAAUAGGACACACCAGUCUAAAGUUGUAUGAUCUGUGCCGGUACAACACGUACUGUAUAUAUAUACGGUCGUACUGUCCAGUCAGGGAAUUGUUUUGAUAUUUUAUUUAUCAGAAACACCGAAUAAA